CUGUUAACAAAACGCAUCGAUGCAUGCCUCAAAACCAGAUGGUGAGCUCAUUUUGUUAAGCAUAUCAUUGGGUUAUUAUGUCGCGUACUUCGCUGUUUAUUAUUUUUGUCUUAGUAUGAAAUACAACGGCCGCUUUCCGGAAAUUAUCUACCACGUCAAAAGUCCUUGGCUAGCGCAGCUGUGUGUUCGCUGUUUAAUUAAGAGAGUGAGAAUUGCGGGCCACCGCCUCGCUGCCCUGUUCAAAGCAAAGAUAGGCUUCUCGUAAGAGCUUGUCCAUCUUUUACGAGUGAUUAGGAGCGAGCAUGCGGAGCGUCACCCAGUUACGCGAUGGGGAUGGCGUUAAAGAGUGGAGGAACGUCUUGAUCUCUCUUGAAGUUUUACUGCUUUCGCUGUGAGUCACGCAGCUCAGCUGACUUGAGAAAGGAAGGGAGUGUGUGGCCUGCGCCGAAAGCGCGUGACAUUUUGUCGGUGAGAGGCGCCGUCCCGUCGGGUGCCUGUUUCGUUUUAUACUCCAUGGCAAAACAGGAAGUCUGUGUCGUGUCUACAGAUCAAACUGGCUGCAUUGCAAUAAAAGCCAGCCUGGCAUCCUCCAACAAAAUGGAAUCGAAUACAUCAGCCAUUACCUUCUAUAUUGAAAGUAUGACUGAUCAGGCAAGUGCUAGGACCAUUCAAGGUGUGCUAGCCAGUCUCGAAGGAGUUCAUGCUGUCAGGGUGGAACCGACAGCAGGAAUGGCUGCUGUGACGUAUAAACCUGAUGUGACGUCUGAGGCAAGCAUCAGGAGGAAAAUUGAAGAUUCCGGCUACAUUAUCAAGAAUGGUGACCUUCUGCAGCUUCAGGCCCCAGGUGGCGUUGCGGACUCUGACCAUUCCACAUCUGUCUUCCAAGCAGAGAAUGAAAUACCAUACGACGUCUUCAAAAAACAGUUGGAGACGAAACUCUGCCAUCUUGUUGCUGGUGCCGUCGCAGUCUUUGUGGUUCCUGGUGUCAACGGGCCCCCUUUGGGUAUUGUCAGCUUUGAUUCCAGGAAUAUCCCAACGGAAAUCAUUGAUAAAGAGGUUGGGAUGACGCGACUGAGACUCUCAACGACUCUUCUGAGUGUGAAGGGCAUGACUUGCCAGUCGUGUGUUCGUAAUAUUGAGUCUCACGUGGGGCAGGAGCCUGGUGUGAAAGGUGUAAAGGUUUCACUCGAGGAGGAAAAUGCAAGGUUUGUUUAUGACGGUGAACUGCUGACUGCAGAGGCACUUGCUGAGAAGAUAGAAGACAUGGGUUUUGAGUGCAGUGUUCUCAACUCUGUGGCUCUCGAUGCUGGCGGCCCAGAAGGGGCUAUCAGGGAGGCAGCUCAGCCCAAAACAGCUCCUGUUUCUGAACAGCCAGUGAUGUCUGUUGAGGCGUCUGGUACUAACAGAGGAGACCACAGCAGUUUCGAAGAUGGCGAAAAGUGCUUCCUGAGAGUGACCGGCAUGACCUGUUCCUCUUGUGUUGCUGCCAUAGAGAAGAAGCUGUUCAAAGUGAAAGGAGUAAAAUUUGCUCUGGUUGCCCUGUUGGCUCAGAAGGCAGAAGUCAGGUUUGACCCAACGCUAGUCCAACCUAACCAACUGGCAGAGCUGAUCAAUGACUUGGGAUUUGAAGCAUCUGUCCUUGAGGAAUCGCACACUCUGCAUGGUGAAGCUGAAUUUGUGAUACGUGGCAUGACCUGUGCCUCAUGUGUUCACGCCAUUGAGACCAACGUCUGCAAGCUUCCCGGUGUCGCCAGUGCGUCGGUCAGUCUGGCGACGCAGAAGGGAAGGUUUUUUUUCAACCCAGAGCAGACAGGUCCACGCCAAAUCUUGGAACGAAUCAAGAAUUUGGGUUUCGAUGCAUAUCCAUUUACUGACCACAAGAUGGAUGCAAGCUACUUGAGCCAAAAGGAAGAAGUUAAAAAGUGGAGAAAUUCGUUCCUGCUCUCUCUGAUGUUUGGUGUGCCAUCCAUGCUGCUCAUGAUGUACUACAUGAUCCGGCGCAUGGUUUACAAGCAUGACAACGACUGCUGCAUAUUUCCAGGGCUUUCAGCUGAGAACUUCAUUCUUUUUCUGUUAGCUACCAUAGUCCAGUUUGUUGGCGGCCGCUACUUCUAUGUGCAAGCUUGGAAGGCCCUGUCCCACAGGGUUGCCAACAUGGAUGUGCUCAUCGUGCUGGCAACAAGCAUCUCUUAUUUCUACAGUGUUAUGAUUGUUGUGUACUUUAUGAUUGAUGGUGCGGACCACAGCCCAAAGACCUUCUUUGAGACACCACCCAUGCUGCUCAUGUUCAUAUCGCUCGGACGGUGGCUCGAGCACAUUGCCAAGGGAAAGACAUCGGCUGCACUUGCCAAGCUGAUUUCACUGCAAGCCACGGAGGCAGUUCUUGUGGAUGUGGAUGCCCAGAUGAACGUUACUGCAGAGCGAAACAUCAGUGUAGAAUUGGUUCAAAGAGGAGACGUGUUAAAGGUUGUGCCUGGAGCAAAGAUACCAGUGGAUGGGAGAGUGUGCAUGGGUCACUCUGUUGUUGAUGAGGCACUCAUCACUGGCGAAUCCAUGCCUGUGCCCAAGAAAGUUGGUGACCAGGUCAUUGGCGGUUCCAUCAACAGCAAGGGCGUCCUUCUGAUCAUCGCCACCCAUGUUGGCAAGGACACAACACUCUCACAGAUUGUGCGGCUUGUUGAGGAGGCCCAGACAUCCAAGGCUCCAAUUCAACAGCUAGCAGACAAAAUAGCUGGCUACUUUGUUCCCGGUGUGGUGCUGGUUUCGCUGCUGACAUUGUUUUGUUGGGUCCUAAUUGGAUUUCACAAUGUUGAGUACAUCACACGAUUCUUCAAGAGACAGCGAUAUCACGACACAGACAGCGAGCUCAUCUUCCAGUUUGCGUUCCAAUGUGCCCUGACUGUGCUGUCCAUCGCAUGCCCUUGCUCGUUGGGUCUGGCGACACCCACUGCCGUCAUGGUUGGCACAGGCGUUGGUGCAUCCAACGGAAUUCUAAUCAAAGGAGGAGAGCCACUUGAAAUUCUCCACAAGGUUGGUUGCGUAGUGUUCGACAAGACAGGCACUCUCACAAACGGCAUGCCAGUGCUGACGCGCAUGACCUUGCUGGUUGGAACCCGGGUCUGCUCUUUUGCCAAGCUACUGCUCCUGGCUGGAACAGCCGAGGCCAACAGUGAGCACCCCAUAGGCACUGCCAUUACUAAGUUUGUCAAAGAAACCCUAAAGAUCAAUUCCCUCGGAAAGUGUGCUGACUUUGGGGCUGUCCCUGGUUGCGGUCUGCGGUGCCGUGUGUCUGGUGUGGAUGCUUUGCUGCGCAACAUUGAGGAUUUGGAGCACCUUGUCACUAACACCAAGCACCCUCGUAGCAGCUAUGUGGCUUCUUCAGGAGAUGUGAUGAUUGACCGGUGGAUACUGCCAGCUCACAUCCGGGGGGACACCUUGCUCAGUCCGCCCCAAAACCUCUUGGUAGAUGUGCAAAACACUCAAGAAAACUUGGCCCCCCGUGAUGGCAGCAGUGUGGUUCUAAUUGGAAACCGAGAAUGGAUGCAUCGCAAUGGCAUUGUGGUUGACAUUGAAGUGAGCCACCUCAUGGAGCAGCACGAAGAGAAGGGCGAGACAGCGGUGCUCUGUGCCAUUGAUGGAGUGCUAGUCUGCGUGCUGGCAGUUGCUGACACUGUCAAGCCUGAAGCAAACUUGACAGUUUACACAUUAAAAAAAAUGGGCCACGAAGUCAUUCUCCUAACAGGAGACAACAAGCGCACCGCUGCUUCGAUAGCUCGUCAGGUUGGCAUCAAACAUGUCUAUGCAGAAGUGCUUCCGUCGCACAAGGUGAUGAUGAUCCGAAGGCUUCAAGAGCAGGGGCGGCGUGUUGCCAUGGUGGGAGAUGGCAUUAAUGACUCUCCAGCCCUAGCUCAGGCUGACAUUGGCAUCGCUAUCGCUAAUGGUACCGACGUUGCUGUUGAGGCUGCUGACGUUGUUCUUGUUCGUAAUGACCUCCUUGAUGUUGUCGGUGCCAUAGCCCUCUCUAAGGCCACUGUGAGAAAGAUACGGCUCAAUUUUUUCUUUGCCACUGUCUACAACCUUGUUGGAAUUCCGCUGGCAGCUGGUGUUUUCAUGCCCUAUGGUGUCGUCCUAAAGCCUUGGAUGGGGGCUGCAGCCAUGGCCAUGUCAAGUGUCUCUGUAGUCUCAUUUUCACUCAUGCUCAAGCUGUUUAAGAAACCAACACGGGCCACCCUUGAAACUCAGCAGUACCUUUCGGAACUUCAGCGGCAGGGCAACUCUCGCAGUUCCAACUACGAUGACCUGUCACUCCACUGUGGCCUGGAUGACGUGCCUGCCAUGACUGGUGCACAAUUCAAGUCAUCCAUCCGUGGCUCGACCUUCACCAUACUGUUCAGCAGUCUGAGAGACAAAGCUGAAAAGACUAAGCAAGGGCAUCUGCUCGGUCAAGAUGAAGAGAACGCAGACAUGUGCUCCUAGAUUGACCAGAACCCGCUUGCAGCCAAUUGCUGCUUCAAGUUGCUUCUCCAUGACUGCCUGUGUAUGAUGAUGGUCGGAUUGAAGCCUGGCCUAUUGAUUACAAGCUGGCACAACUUGACAACCGAGUACCUUGCAGCCAAACAUGAAAUGGGUGCAUCAUUGAGGGUACGUGUUUAUUCUACUAUCCUUAAGUUGGCACAGCUGGGCGGAUCGAGUUCACUUCCUUUGCAAGUGUCACUGAUGGCGUUUGCUGCUGUUCCUUUUGAGCUGCUGUUCACACAUUCCUGGCCAUCAGGCCGUUUAUAGAGAAUGGCUGCAUUCUACAAGGCUGCUAAUGCUGUGCAGCAUGUGAGAGUGAGCACUGAAAUUUUUGUGGAGACCUUCAGAGCCAAAUUGACUGAGCUGUGGAAUGUAGUGAGCCCGACUCUUGCUUCUGUGGCAGUCUGAUGGCCUGAUUUGUUCCAGAAUUGUCAUGGGACAUUAAAAUGUACAGAUGUAUGUAGCUUGUACUGCAGGAAGCAUUUAAGGUGCCAGACCAACAGAACACUGUUUCCUAAAAGUAAAUUCUGCGAUGGUACGUUGCUUGGAUAGCUAGCAGUGUACUGUUUAGACAAUGAGUGAUUGUAUGAAGGAUUUAGCUGGCAUGAUUACUUAUGCAUUUGGAACCAUAUCUUGAGAUUAUGGCAACCUGUCCUUGGAAGAGUCAAGACAUCUUGUUUCUCUGCUCACUUGCAGUCCAUGAAUAUUAGUCCUGACUGUUGAAGAUGUGAAAAAUGGCAGGUUUGUACUGGAAGCGGUGAGACGUGUUCUGCCCAUGUGCCAAAGUGAGAUUAGACUUAUCAAGUACAGUCAACUCGCGAUGAUUCAAACCCUGUUUAAUUAUGUAGUUAAUUCGAACACUGUGAUUUGAAAGCAUUUUGAAGCCACAAAGUUCGAACGAGAAUUUUAGGUAAAAGUUCCCUGCAAUGGCAUCUUGAACAGGGCAAGUAAACCCUUGCAAAAUCAUCAAAUAAUGCUCUCAUGAUGACCUUGACUAAGUGUUACUCAGUGAAGCACAGCAGGAAAACCUGUAAUAUCACUCACAAGAUAAUUUGUGCUUUCCUGUUUCCCCCACUACCCUACCUUUAGACCUAUGACAUGAAGGCAUCGUCUAAAGGCUAAUGACUGCAUUUCUUCAUUAAAGCUGACUGUUGGCUUCACACUUUAGUUGUCGCAACCAGUGAGCACCAGCCAACUAAGAGCAAGAGCUAUCUUUUAAGAGUAAAGUAGCUGAAAAGGCAAGUAUUAAAGAUGUACAUAAAAGAGCACCGAAAUAUAAGCACCUGUGUUCCAGAGUUGGUGCCUCAUGGAGGGCAAGAAAUGCAAGUAUGUGUGGCCUGGCACAACACAGGUGGUUUAUUUGCUGUUGCAUGAAAGAAACGAAGUAUAAAAAGUUUACUUACGACCAUGUUACAGUGCAUCAAAAAAGGUGGCAGUUCUGGGAGAAGUGAAACAAAGCAUUGGUAUUAUAAAAAAAGAAGCUGUCUAAAAAAUCCCUGACAGAGUAGGUUCCUGAAGCACUUCCCCCCAAUGUGCGAAGCAUUUUGGAAAUUUGUUAAAUAAUAUUGCAGGGUCACUUCAAUUAAAAACGUUUGGAUUCCCAUUUCAGAGCAACGACACCAUAAGCAGCUCUUGAGAGGGCACUUAUAAAUUGGCAGUCAUUAAAAUGGUCCCGCAUUUUCAGGCUGCUGUGUAUCAUGAUGGGCACCACUGCAAAUUGGUACCACAAGUCUGGUCACAUGUUUACUGCUCUGAUAUCCUGAAUUUGUUGCACAAAGACUUUAUUUCUACACUGUGGAACCUCGCGGUGUCGUCAGUCAGUCUUGCACUUUGUGCAUGUAUCUGUUUACAUAAAUUAAAAUUUGGUACUGAGGCCUAAUUUGUUCAAUGUGUCCUAAUUCAAACAAAUACAGUUAAAGCUGGAUAUACUGAAAUUGAUAAAUCCCCGCAAAACUUCGUUAUAAAGAGGAUUUUGUUAUAUGCAGGUUCGGCACGAAAAUUCGACAAAGAAACGCUUACCGUAUUUACUCGAUUUUAACGCGCCCUCGAUUGUAACAUGCACCCGUUUUCCGUGACCAAAAGAGAGACAAAAAAUCCUUUACAGUACCGCGCACCUCAUGCUUUAUAAUCACUCAUCCUUGGAAUGUCACACCAGGUACUGGAUGCAUGGACGCGUGUCGUUUCGCACAAGCGGGAGGCGUCAGAAACUGAAGAGCGAGAGACACUGAUGGCGUCGUAGCGUCGUAUAGUGUCACCUAGUGUCCGGUUAGUGAAGUGAAGUGCAGAGACUUGCGCAGGUAACCAAAGAGUGGCGCUGCCAGCACGUUGAAAAAAAAAAAACUUUUUUUUUUUCUU
Molecule: messenger RNA, 6870 nt
Organism: Dermacentor silvarum
Lineage: Eukaryota; Metazoa; Arthropoda; Arachnida; Ixodida; Ixodidae
Product: copper-transporting ATPase 1-like
Exons: 21
Coding region: 514-4476 (1320 amino acids)
Biological process (GO): monoatomic cation transport; copper ion homeostasis
Cellular component (GO): membrane
Molecular function (GO): P-type divalent copper transporter activity; ATP binding; copper ion binding
Source: RefSeq, a predicted model, not a curated record